AUCACCACCACCCCACAACCAUCCACCCACAAUGACCACUGACGACUUCCCGCGCCACUCGCUCAACUGCGACAUGGGAGAGGGGUACUACCGCUGGGCGCUCGGGCCCGACGAGGAGCUCUUCCCCCUGAUCGACUUCUGCAACGUCGCGUGCGGCUUCCACGCGGGGGACCACAACACGAUGCUCAAGACUGUGCGGUCGGCCAUCAAGCACGGCGUGCGGAUCGGCGCACACCCGGGACUGGACGACGUGCGCGGGUUCGGGCGGCGUAAGCUCGAGGUUACGGACGACGAGGUGUACGCCAUGGCGCUGUACCAGCUCGGCGCGCUCAAGGCCAUUGUCGAGGCGGAAGGGGCCAAGGUGUCGCACGUCAAGCCCCACGGCAUGCUCUACUUCAUCAUCCGCGACGACGCCGCCAAGAUGCGCGCGUUCAUGAAGGCCCAGACGUCCAUCUUCGGCACGACAAUCCCCUUCUUCGGCCUCAAGGGCACGCCGCACGAGGCCGUCGCCGCCGAGUUUGGCGUGCGCUUCAUCCCCGAGCUGUUCUGCGACAUCGACUACGACCCAAGCGGCAAGCUGCUCGGCGUGCCGCAGAGCCAUGCGCCGACGGCCGAGCUGAUCGGGAGGAAGCUCGACAGGCUCUUCUCGAAGGCGGAGACCAUCGACAUCGACGGGAACCCCCUGCCCCUCGACGCGGCCAAGGGCCCCUUCACGAUCUGCCUGCACUCGGACAUGCCGACGGCCGUGGCCAAUGUUUCUGCCGCGCGCGAGGUUGUCGACCGCUACAAGACUGCUGCGGCUUAGGCGACGGGAUACGUGUCAGGGUUGUAGGACAUAGGGC
Messenger RNA from Vanrija pseudolonga, 842 nucleotides. RefSeq names its product Lactam utilization protein lamB (gene lamB). Gene Ontology annotation, biological process: carbohydrate metabolic process. The coding region runs from base 32 to 805 and encodes 257 amino acids. The record is from RefSeq and is a predicted model, not a curated record. Lineage: Eukaryota; Fungi; Basidiomycota; Tremellomycetes; Trichosporonales; Trichosporonaceae. The transcript has 4 exons.